This is a messenger RNA of Aspergillus costaricaensis CBS 115574, 801 nucleotides long. RefSeq lists its product as uncharacterized. The record is from RefSeq and is a predicted model, not a curated record. Lineage: Eukaryota; Fungi; Ascomycota; Eurotiomycetes; Eurotiales; Aspergillaceae. Bases 276 to 683 code for a protein of 135 amino acids. The transcript has a single exon.
CUCAUUACCUUUUUGGGGGUGAUUAAAUUGUUGGAAAUCCGUUCAUGGCGUGAUAACUAUUCCCAGCUAGUAAGUUGGCGUGUCGCCGUAGGUGACAGCGACGGUCAUCUUGACCCCAAUCUAUGGAUUAGUGUGUCUACGUCCCAACAGCGGGAGCACAGCUCCUCUCGAAGCGCCCAUUAAGUUAGGGCGAUCAACACAGGAGGGGUUGAUGGAUUCAUUGGACAGCAAUGAUCCAAAAUGAGCAGGGAUGCUAAUUAGUGGCAGUGGAUGUGAUGGGCAAGCAGCCAGUCGCACUGGGCCAAUGCGGAGGCGCGAGUAAGCGCCGGACCCCGCGAGCAGGUCUGCGCUCGCCGCCAAUCUGCGGCCAUCACAGCGCAUCACAUCCACGGCUUGCCCGUAGCUCCAUGCCACUAGCCGCCAAUGAACGUGCAUCCUGGCAGCGGCAGGAGUUGCUGCACUGGCCGUCACAAUCACCGUCACACCUCCCUCAGAGACAACCCGCUUUCGCUGCUUCUGAGAGGCCCUCGAAGCGCCCGGGCUACUGCUCCUCACUGAGCUCGUUGGAUCUUCCUCACCCCAUCCAAGAGGCAGGCAUGUCUGCCAAUCCGGGACGAAACGGUAUCUCCCCUCCUCGGUCGUCUGCUUUAUCAAUCCAGCAUGGCACCGAUCCUGCCGUUUAACCGACGAUCUAUCUGGGUUGGGACCGGUUCACCUUCACAUUUCUACCCUCGCUUUCCCCAUCGUGUCAUUCCCGGUUGUGCUCCCUCUCUGUCCCUUGCUGCGCGGUGCUCUCGGCGC